AUGGCGGAGCCGAAGCAGGAAGACGUGCGCUUCUUCGACUCGCCGGGCCAGCGGACGCCCGUCUCGGAGCCGGACUGGACGGAGCGCGAGGAGACGCGGGCGCGGCGGAAGAUCGACAGCUCGGUACUCCCGUUGCUAUAUCUCGGCCUCCUCGUCUUCCAGCUCGACCGCAUGAACCUCGCGAGCGCCCUCACCGGCGGCUUCGCGGCGGACAUUGGCGUCAACCAGGACACCAUCAACCUGGGCAACCAGCUCAUGUUUCUGGGGAUUGUCAUCCUCGAGAUCCCGUCCAAUAUGCUUCUGCAAAAGGUCGGCCCGCGCAAGUACAUCUCCGGGCAGGUCAUGCUCUUCGGCUUCGUCGCCACCAUGCAGGUCUUCCUCGUCGACCGCAAGGGCUUCCUCGCCGCGCGCAUGAUGCUCGGCCUGGCCGAGGCCGGCUACAUCCCCGGUGCGUGCUACACGCUGUCGACGUGGUACACCAAGAAGGAGCUCGCUAAGCGCAUCGCUGUCUUUUUCUUCGGCAUGUUCAGCGGUAACGCCCUGAGCCCCAUCCUCGCGUCCGGCAUCCUGAAGCUCGAGGGUGAGCGCGGGCUGAGGGGAUGGCAGUGGCUCUUCUUGAUCGAGGGCGUCUUCACAAUCUUCGUCGGCCUGUCGCUCCUUUUCCUCCUGCCGGGCUCCCCCGACACGCCCGACCCGCUGCUGAGCCCCGGCGUCGUCCGCUUCCGCGGCCUGGAGCGGGAUAUCCUGCAGAGGCGCCUCGAGCUCGACGACAAGGAGCGGCGCGGGGGCGCCCAGGGGAUGCACAUCCCCCCGAGCCUCGUUUGGAAGACGAUCCUGCACUGGCAGCGCUGGCCCCAUUUCCUCAGCAGCUUCGCCGUCUUCUCCACGUGGAGCCCCCUGACGACGUAUACUCCGACCAUCAUCAUGAACCUCGGCUUCAACCGCAUCCAGGCCAACGCCCUCGCCGCCGUCGGCGCCUCGCUGUCGCUGGUCGUCGUCUUCUUCUUCGCCUACGUCAGCGACAAGACCAACCGGCGCGGCUUCUCCGUCAUCGGCGCCCACGCGUGCUACCUCGUCGUCCUCGUCGUCGCGCGGACGGCGCACCCGCACGUCGGAAAGUGGUCCCGCUGGGGGCUGUGGACGGCUGUGAACAGCUUCGCCGUGGGCUAUCACCCGGCUCACAACUCGUGGGUGCAGCUCAACUGCCGCGAGCCGGGCGAGAGGAGCAUCAGCAUCGCGAUGUGGGUGAUGCUCUCGAUCAGCGGGUUGAUGGUCGGUACCCAGUACUACCGAGGAAAUGACACGCCCUUUUACCAAACGGGACUGAGGACGCAGAUCAUCAUGGUCUCGGUUGGUAUGGCGUUUGCCAUUCUGCAGGUGGUCAUCUACACGGUUCACAACAAGCGCGUGGCCUCGGGCCAGCACAAGCCUCGCAACGGCGAAGUGCCUCGCAUAUACGUUCCAUGA
Colletotrichum destructivum is the source of this 1467-nucleotide messenger RNA. Its product is annotated as Putative major facilitator superfamily, MFS transporter superfamily. Gene Ontology annotation, molecular function: transmembrane transporter activity. Gene Ontology annotation, cellular component: membrane. Bases 1 to 1467 code for a protein of 488 amino acids. Lineage: Eukaryota; Fungi; Ascomycota; Sordariomycetes; Glomerellales; Glomerellaceae. Gene Ontology annotation, biological process: transmembrane transport. The record is from RefSeq and is a predicted model, not a curated record. The transcript is spliced from 8 exons.